UGCCGUUCGGAACCCGGGAGGCGGCCGGGGUGGCGGCGAUCUCGAUUGCAGGCACCUGGGCGGGGGACGGCCCAGAGGGUACGGGUCUCGGAUUGGCGCCGUCGGUGCGGGGGCGCCCACAGUGGAGCUGGAGCACGGGUUGGAAGUUUGUGUCCUCGCCCUUGCCGAGCUCUGAGUGAGCUGAGGUGUUGCUGUCCGUGUAAGUUGGGCUGACAUGCCCUGGUGGCCGCGACAUUGUCGCCCGAUUCAUGAGUGAAGAAAGGUGGCCUCCGCCCUCUGUCUCCUUGGCUCGACAUACAUGAGGGAAGGAGGAGCCUCUGGUUAGAAGACCCACACCCAGCACCGGAGAUCCAUCUGUCACCAUGAAGGGAGUCUGCGUGGUUACCUGGCUGGUUACAAGUCUUGGGGUGUGGAGACUUGCCCAGCCUGAGCCCCGGGACACUGCGUGGUGCCAGAGAGCAGAACACCCGGUCAUCUCCUACAAAGAAAUUGGCCCCUGGUUACGUGAGUUCAGAGCGAAGAAUGCUGUGGACUUCUCGCAGUUAACGUUUGAUCCAGGACAACAAGAACUUGUUGUAGGAGCAAGAAACUACCUCUUCAGGUUGCGGCUCGAGGACCUGUCUCUUCUGCAGGCUGUCGAGUGGGGAUGUGACGAAGCUACCAAGAAGGCCUGUUACAGCAAGGGUAAAUCCCAGGAGGAGUGUCAGAACUAUAUCCGGGUGCUUCUGGUGGGUGGUGACCGGCUGUUCACCUGCGGGACCAACGCUUUCACCCCUGUCUGCACCAGCCGCUCGUUGACGAACCUGACGGAAAUCCACGACCAGAUCAGCGGCAUGGCGCGCUGUCCGUACAGCCCCCAGCACAACUCCACGGCUCUACUCACGGCCAAUGGGGAGCUGUACGCUGCCACGGCCAUGGACUUCCCGGGCCGCGACCCCGCCAUCUACCGGAGCCUAGGUGCCCUGCCACCUCUGCGGACUGCACAGUACAACUCCAAGUGGCUCAAUGAACCCAACUUUGUAUCGUCCUAUGACAUUGGCAAUUUCACCUAUUUUUUCUUUCGGGAAAAUGCUGUGGAGCAUGACUGUGGGAAGACUGUGUUCUCCAGGGCGGCCCGGGUCUGCAAGAACGACAUCGGUGGGCGGUUCCUGCUGGAGGAUACCUGGACCACGUUCAUGAAGGCGCGGCUCAACUGCUCCCGGCCCGGCGAGGUGCCCUUCUACUACCACGAGCUGCAGAGCACCUUCUUCCUGCCCGAGCUCGACCUCAUCUACGCCAUCUUCACCACCAACGUGAACAGCAUCCCUGCCUCAGCAGUGUGCGUCUUCAACCUCAGUGCCAUCUCACAGGCUUUCAACGGGCCCUUCAAGUACCAGGAAAACUCACGCUCAGCCUGGCUGCCCUAUCCCAAUCCCAACCCCAACUUUCAGUGUGGCACUGUGGACCAGGGCCUGUAUGUGAACCUGACAGAGAGGAACUUGCAGGAUGCUCAGAAGUUCAUUCUGAUGCACGAGGUGGUGCAGCCGGUGACCGCUGUGCCUGCCUUCAUGGAAGACAACAGCCGCUUCUCCCACGUGGCCGUCGACGUGGUGCAGGGCCGGGACACACUCGUCCACAUCAUGUAUUUGGCCACAGACUAUGGUACCAUUAAGAAAGUGCGUGCACCCCUGAAACAGAGCUCAGGCAGCUGCUUGUUGGAGGAGAUCGAGCUGUUCCCAGAGAGGCGGCAGGAGCACAUCCGGAGUCUGCAGAUCCUGCACAGCCAGAGCGUGCUGUUCGUGGGCCUGCGAGAGCACGUGGCCAAGGUGCCCCUGAAGAGGUGCCAGUUCUACCGCACCCGCAGCACCUGCAUGGGGGCCCAGGACCCCUACUGUGGCUGGGAUGUGGUGAUGAAGAAGUGCACCAGCCUGGAGGAGAGCCUGAGCAUGACACAGUGGGAGCAGAGCAUCUCGGCCUGCCCGACAAGGAACCUCACGGUGGACGGACACUACGGAGCAUGGUCCUCAUGGGUGCCGUGCACACACACAGAUGGCACUGCUGUCGGGUCCUGCCUCUGUCGGUCCCGCUCCUGUGACAGCCCAGCUCCACAGUGCGGUGGCUGGCCCUGUGACGGCCCCAGUAUGGAAAUCGCCAACUGUUCCAGGAAUGGAGGCUGGACCCCUUGGACCUCGUGGUCACCCUGCAGCACCACCUGUGGGAUUGGCUUCCAGGUGCGGCAGCGGUCCUGCAGCAACCCCACCCCCCGGCACGGUGGCCGAGUGUGCGUGGGACAGAACCGAGAAGAAAGGUACUGCAAUGAGCAUCUGCUGUGCCCCCCACACAUGUUCUGGACCGGCUGGGGUCCUUGGGAACGAUGCACAGCCCAGUGUGGGGGUGGCAUCCAAGCACGUCGAAGAACCUGCGAGAAUGGGCCCGACUGUGCAGGCUGCAGUGUGGAGUACCAGUCUUGUAACACCAAUGCCUGCCCCGAGCUGAAAAAGACCACACCCUGGACGCCCUGGACGCCUGUCAACAUCUCUGACAAUGGUGGCCACUAUGAGCAGCGUUUCCGGUACACGUGCAAAGCCCGCCUGCCUGACCCUAAUUUGCUGGAAGUGGGAAGGCAGAGAAUUGAGAUGCGGUACUGCUCGAGCGACGGGACCAGCGGCUGCUCCACGGACGGGCUCUCGGGCGAUUUCCUGCGAGCUGGGCGGUACUCUGCCCACACGGUCAACGGGGCGUGGUCAGCCUGGACGUCCUGGUCCCAGUGCAGCCGCGACUGCAGCAGGGGCAUCCGGAACCGGAAGCGCGUCUGCAACAACCCUGAGCCCAAGUACGGGGGGCUGCCUUGCCUCGGCCCCGCCCUGGAGUACCAGGAGUGCAACAUCUUGCCCUGUCCAGUGGAUGGCAUGUGGUCUUGCUGGUCUUCCUGGUCGAAGUGCUCAGCCACGUGUGGCGGUGGCCACUACAUGAGGACCAGAUCGUGCACAAACCCAGCCCCUGCCUACGGAGGGGACAUCUGCCUGGGGCUGCACACAGAAGAGGCUCUCUGCAACACACAGCCCUGCCCAGAGAGCUGGUCCGAGUGGUCAGACUGGACUGUGUGUGAUCCAUCCGGCAUCCAGAUCCGUGCCCGCCAGUGCAUCCUCCUCUUCCCCGUGGGCAGCCAGUGUUCCGGAAAUGCUACUGAGAGCCGGCCAUGCGUGUUCGACUCGAAUUUCAUCCCAGAAGUGUCCGUGGCGAGAUCCAGCAGUGUAGAAGAAAAGAGAUGUGGAGAGUUCAACAUGUUCCACAUGAUUGCCGUGGGCCUCAGCAGCUCCAUCCUCGGCUGCCUCCUCACCCUGCUCGUCUACACCUACUGCCAGCGGUACCAGCAGCAAUCCCACGAUGCUACCGUCAUCCACCCUGUCUCAGCUGCCCCACUCAACACCAGCAUCACCAACCACAUCAACAAACUGGACAAGUAUGACUCGGUGGAGGCCAUCAAGGCAUUCAACAAGAACAACUUGAUCCUAGAGGAAAGGAACAAGUACUUCAAUCCACACCUCACCGGGAAGACCUACUCCAAUGCCUACUUCACAGAUCUCAAUAAUUAUGAUGAAUACUAAUAGCACCUCAAUUUUCGGCUUCUUGUAAACCCCCAGUUCCUUAAGGCCGGUGCUCCAUGACUGCCCAAAUUGCUGAGGAUUCAAGAUCAAGUUUGAAUACAUUUCAAGUACGUUUCCUGCCACGAGUGCCCCGUUAUCAAAAAUACACAUCCUUACCAGCAAUGCAGUGCUCCACAGGACAUCAUCCAA
Messenger RNA from Ochotona princeps (American pika), 3776 nucleotides. It is a transcript of the gene SEMA5A, whose product is annotated as semaphorin 5A. The record is from RefSeq and is a predicted model, not a curated record. The transcript is spliced from 23 exons. Gene Ontology annotation, molecular function: chemorepellent activity; semaphorin receptor binding. Gene Ontology annotation, biological process: axon guidance; axon extension; positive regulation of cell migration. Lineage: Eukaryota; Metazoa; Chordata; Mammalia; Lagomorpha; Ochotonidae. Bases 363 to 3587 code for a protein of 1074 amino acids.